This is a messenger RNA of Lodderomyces margitis, 954 nucleotides long. It is a transcript of the gene PHO13, whose product is annotated as Pho13p. The record is from RefSeq and is a predicted model, not a curated record. Bases 1 to 954 code for a protein of 317 amino acids. Lineage: Eukaryota; Fungi; Ascomycota; Pichiomycetes; Serinales; Debaryomycetaceae. The transcript has a single exon. Gene Ontology annotation, molecular function: alkaline phosphatase activity; phosphoglycolate phosphatase activity.
AUGACCAAGAAAGCUAAUCCUUCAAAAAUUACCACCAAAAAGGAUGCUGAGCUAUUACUUGAUAAGUUUGACAAUUUUUUGAUCGAUUGUGAUGGGGUGAUUUGGUUAGCAGAGACGCUUAUUCCAAAAGUGACUCAGUUUCUUCAAUUGUUAGAACAACAUGACAAACAAUUUGCAUUUGUCACUAACAACUCGUCAAAAUCACGCCAAGCUUAUAUCAAGAAAUUUGAAAGCUUGGGUAUACACGGCAUCAAGAAAGAACGUAUCUAUACCACAGGAUAUUCAGCAGUGUUGGAAUUGAAAAAAAUGGGCAUUCCUCUAGGUUCGAAAAUUUGGGUAUUGGGUGAUUCGGGAAUUGAAGAAGAGUUGGGUGAUGAAGGAUAUAUAGCUGUGGGAGGGUCCAACCCUUUACUAGACCAAUCAUGGAGUCCCAAAAACCCAUUGCUCAGGCUCGAUCCCGAAGUGAAAGCAGUCAUUGCUGGUUCAACUGUUGAGUUCAACUUUAUGCGGAUUGCAACUACUUUACAGUAUUUGAUGUACAAUAACAAGAGCAUACCUUAUGUUGGAACGAAUGGAGAUCGAAACUAUCCAGGACCAGAUGGUUUGAUUCUCCCUGCCGGUGGGAGUAUGGUAGAGUAUAUGGCAUACUGUUCUAGCCGAAGCUAUAUUGAUGUCGGUAAGCCAAGCAAGACUUUUGCCGAUAUCAUUUUUUAUGAUACUGGGUUUGACAAGUCUAAAUCAAUUAUGAUUGGUGACACAUUGUAUUCUGAUAUUAAGUUCGGCAAUGAUGCAAAUUUGGGUGAUGGUCAUGGCACUUUGCUCGUUUUAUCGGGUGUAACAACUGUUCCCGAGUUGAAAGAUUUGAUUGCCAGUACUAACCAACACGGUGAUGACCUGUUGGUUCCUCAAUUCUAUGUCGACUCUUUGACAAAAUUAUAUGAACUUUUACAGUAA